Molecule: messenger RNA, 1459 nt
Organism: Pongo pygmaeus (Bornean orangutan)
Lineage: Eukaryota; Metazoa; Chordata; Mammalia; Primates; Hominidae
Product: protein FRG1-like
Exons: 6
Coding region: 958-1434 (158 amino acids)
Cellular component (GO): nucleolus; catalytic step 2 spliceosome; striated muscle dense body
Molecular function (GO): actin filament binding
Source: RefSeq, a predicted model, not a curated record
UUUCGGAUGCACUCCACCCCCGCGAAUCCGGUAGAAGUCGUGGCGCAGAGACACGGUUUUGUGGCCUCACAGGCUUCGCCCUGGCCACUGUCCAGGCAGGACGGAGGCCGGACCGCGGUUUCCCGAGCCUGUGCAGAGAGGAGCAGCCUCCCGCGCGUACGACCCUGGAAACAGGAUAGAAGGGCGGGUGACCCUUGGCCCCGUACCCACGAGUUUGGGUCCCCCGAGGCAUCUCUCCAGGCCUCUGCCUGGUGGUCUGCGUUAGUCUGAUCUCGUAGUUCAUGAUACUAACUUCCUUUGUUAGGGAUUAUUCUUUUCUCCAUUGUCUCUUCCUGGAAAAAUUAUUGAUUAAUUUUUUCUAAGCUAAUAUGUAGAGUGAAACCAGGAUGAAUCACACAGUGGUUGAGGUGUAUAUGGGCUUUGAUUGUGAUGUGGGCUCGAAACUACACUCUGUCAUUUGCUAAUUUUGUAAUUUUUGGCAAAUUGGUUAAUAUGUCUGAACUUCCAUGUACUCAUUAAGAGAUCAAAUAUCUUUGAACCUCCGUUUACACAUUUAUACUUUCAGACCAUUUUUUAUACCUUUAGAAGACUGUGAGGAUUAAAUGAGAGAACAUAUAUGCAGUAAAUAAAUUGAGCCAAAUGUCAGGAGGAGGUCGUAGUGGUAAUUUAUUAGCUCUUUAGGAGAAAAAUACCUGUGAACUCAUAUCACCGCUUCUUUUUUAUCUGGCAGAUUUGCCCGAGGUUUUCUGUACAUAGAAAUAUUGAGCAUUUCCUCCUGGUCUCCGUGAUAAACAGAGGUUUUGAUAUUGUUAGGUGAGAUGGAAAGAAAGUAUCAAGGAGUGAGCUGAAGCUACUACCCUUGAGAACCCUCUUGAGGAGUCUGGGCUCACGAAGAUGCCAGAAUAAGUCGCAGUAAGAAGAAAAAGAGCAAAGGUAAGAAGAGAAAAAGAGAAGAAUAUGAAGAAACCCAGCUUGAUGAUGUUGGGGAAAAUGGUUUUAUUGGCCUCAGACAGCUGCUUUAUUAGAUGCAAUGAAGCAGGAGACAUAGAAGCAAAAAGUAAAACAGCAGGAGAAGAAGAAAUGAUCAAGAUUAGAUCCUGCGCUGAAAGAGAAACCAAGAAAAAAGAUGACAUUCCAGAAGAAGACAAAGGAGAUGUAAAACAAUGUGAAAUCAAUUAUGUAAAGAAAUUUCAGAGCUUCCAAGACCACAAAGUUAAAAUACGUAAAGAAGACAGUAAAAUUCCUAAAAAGGCUCAGAAAGAUGGAUUUUUGCAUGAGAUGCUUCUGGACAGGAGAGUGAAGUUGAAACCGACAGAUACUGCAAAUGACUGGGAUUUUUGUUUCUGCCUUAUCUUUUUGUGUUUUUUUCUGAAUAAAAUAUUCAGAGGAAAUGCUUUUACAGAGUUCUUGAGUUGUUGUGAAAUUGUUGUUUAGCUAGUAGCUAGUUUAACUAGGAUUA